Molecule: messenger RNA, 540 nt
Organism: Suillus bovinus
Lineage: Eukaryota; Fungi; Basidiomycota; Agaricomycetes; Boletales; Suillaceae
Exons: 5
Coding region: 1-540 (179 amino acids)
Source: RefSeq, a predicted model, not a curated record
AUGGCCGGCCUAUACAGGCAGUGCAGAGAUAUCAUAGACAUUGGCCUGCAAGGUUCUGCAUGGCCGGCCUACACAGGCAGUGCGGACACCGGCCGGUGUCCUGUACACCUGGUUUUGCAGGCCAAUUACUAUAAGACUGAAAGGUGUGACCACAGCUACCACUAUUACAUGCAGUUCAAUAAUAACGAUGUCCCAAAACCAGUGCAACACAAACCUUACCUCGGUGAUCUCUUGGUGCACCUGAUGAAGGGUUGCUAUUUCAACGGACCGAAGUCGAUCGGCACUGUGUAUGCAGUGCUCUUUUGGAAGGCCCAGGGGUCUCCUCCUAAGUUCAACUUCACGGGGAACCAGUUUAGCGAAGUCUAUGUUCUCCAUGUGCAAUUUCUCAAGGGCAUGAAGACAAAUGCCCCACACAAAUUCCACAAACUCAUGGCGGACAUUUUUGCUACAAUACAGGACCUCAUGCACAUCAAGAAGAUCACUACUGAUUUGAAAGAUGAUGCACUCGCAUUCCUUGACUUCGAUGGGAUGGACGAGUAG